GUGUAAUACUCACGUAUUUUAAGCACCGAUAGAGUUAUUUUUGUUUUCUGUUUUGCGUUCAAAAUGGGACUCCUCACGCUCCUUCGUAAGCUCAAGAAGAGCGACACCGAGCCUCGAAUUCUGAUUCUGGGCCUCGAUAACGCCGGCAAGACCUCCAUUCUUCGUAAGCUUUCCGACGAAGACCCCACAACAACGCAGGCCACCCAGGGAUUCAACAUCAAGUCGAUCAACUGCGAAGGGUUCAAGCUAAAUAUGUGGGAUAUUGGCGGUCAGAAGGCGAUUCGCGCGUACUGGCCUAACUACUACGACGAGGUCGACUGCCUGGUGUACGUUGUCGAUGCGGCCGAUCGUCGUCGUCUUGAGGAGACAUCGGCGGAGCUCGACGCGCUUCUUCAGGAAGAGAAGCUUCGCGAGGCUCCUGUCCUGGUCUUUUCCAACAAGUGUGACCUGGCAACUGCUCUGUCCCCGGAGGACGUCAGCACGGCGCUGAAUCUGCACAGCCUGCGUGACCGUACGUGGUCUAUCCAGAAAUGCAGUGCGAAGACAGGUGAGGGUCUCAACGAGGGUCUUGAGUGGGCGGUGAAGAACUUGAAGUCAAAGUAG
Molecule: messenger RNA, 603 nt
Organism: Leptomonas pyrrhocoris
Lineage: Eukaryota; Euglenozoa; Kinetoplastea; Trypanosomatida; Trypanosomatidae
Product: putative ADP ribosylation factor 3
Exons: 1
Coding region: 64-603 (179 amino acids)
Biological process (GO): cilium assembly
Cellular component (GO): cytoplasm; microtubule cytoskeleton
Molecular function (GO): GTPase activity; GTP binding
Source: RefSeq, a predicted model, not a curated record